GUCACCGACGUGACGUCACGCGUGUACCUGAGUUUCGGUGAGGCAAGGGGAAGGGCCGAGCCGACUGAAAAACAUCAGCCCUUCUCCGUUGUCCGAGAUAAAUUUUCCUCUUGUAUUUAUUAUCAACCAGCUUCGUAGGAGUGAAAGUGAACUUACAUCAGAAGGAGUUUGCAAAUUUUUGAGGGAUUUGCGAAGGAAACAGACUUUUUACUCCAAGCUGUUGGUUUGCAGGCCGACCAGGAAAGACUUCUCUAACUUCCUGGUUCGCCACAGUCAGGAUGUCAGUGACCCCUCGACGUGUGCGUCUGAAGCCCUGGUUGGUGGCUCAGGUGGACAGCGGCCGAUACCCGGGUCUGGAGUGGAUGGACCGCGAGGCCAUGCGCUUCAAGAUACCAUGGAAACACGCAACACGACACACACCCCAGCACGAGGACGAGGACACCAUAUUUAAGGCAUGGGCUGUGGAGACGGGGAAGUUCCAAGAGGGAGUUGAUGAACCUGAUCCUGCAAAGUGGAAAGCGCAGCUUCGAUGUGCCCUGAACAAAAGCAGAGAAUUCAACCUUGUCUAUGAUGGAACCAAAGAGGUCCCCAUGAAUCCACUGAAGAUAUAUGAUGUCUGCGACAUCCCCCAACCCCUCAGUAACCAAGGCUCUUCAGAUGCUGGUUCUUGGACUCCAUACGAGGACGAUGUUGGUGAGGAAGAUGUUCCAGAUACACCAGAAUCUCUCCCUCCAUACCCAUCCAAUGGCACUAGCCCCUCUCCUCUUAUUUUGUGGUCUCCUAUGGGCUCAGAAUCCUCCAUGCAGCCUCCCAGUUGUCCCCCCUCAAAUGAGGUCUGGCCCAAAGAGGAACCAGUUAAAAUCUGGCCUAAAGAGGAGCCUGUGGAUGUGGAGAUGCAGCCCACAGCGCUGAGUGACAUGCCCCCCGCUCCUCUGCCUGAUCCCUCAAUGCAUCCGCCCUCUCUACCAGAUGUCUUUUUUGCCUCUCCGGAGAGUUGGAUCAGCUCCCUCCCGAUGACCGACCUGGAGGUGCAGUUCCUGUACAGAGGGAAGGAGAUGUGUCCCACAAUGACUAUCAGUAACCCACAGGGCUGCAGGCUUUUCUACGGAGACCUCGGCCCCAUGGUCAACCAGGAAGAGCUGUUCGGGCCGGUGAACCUGGAACAGUUACGCUUUCCAACCACAGAGCACAUUACCAACGACAAGCAGAGAGUCUUCACUAACCGCCUGCUGGAUGUGAUGGACAGAGGUCUAAUCCUGGAGGUCAGUGGCCACGAUAUCUACGCAGUCCGUCUCUGCCAGUGCAAGGUGUACUGGUCUGGCCCCUGUGCUCCAAAUUCAGCCGCACCAAAUCUUAUAGAGCGACAGAGGAAGGUCAAACUCUUUUGUCUGGAGUCUUUUCUUGGUGGUGUGAUAGCCCACCAGCGUGGCCAGACACCAAACCCCCCUCAGUUUGAAAUCAGCCUGUGCUUUGGAGAGGAGUGGCCUGAUGGGAGGCCCAGAGAGAGGAAACUUAUCAUGGUUCAGGUCAUUCCAGUGGUGGCCCGUAUGAUAAGCGAGAUGUUCUCGGGAGACAACACGCGAUCCUUUGACAGCGGCAGCGUUCGCCUGCAGAUUUCAAUCCCAGAUAUCAAAGACAACAUAGUGACCCAUCUCAAGCAGCUAUACUGCCUGCUGCAGACCCACCAGGGCCAAGAUGGCUGGGCGCUGCCUCCUGGCUCAGGCCUGAACAUCGUCCAGGCUCUGCAGGCUCAGUGAGGAAACCGCACAGUGGUCUGUCGGCCAAAAACAACAGUGUUUCACACUGCUACUGAGAGUUACCUACUGUUAGCAAAGAUGUACUUAUGUGUAAUCAUAUUUAGAAGUAUUCACACUUUACUGUAGGAUUCAUAAGUUUUUCAGCUUUACUCUAGUAUGACGGUGCUGUGUUUCCUGUAUAUAGAAAUAGUGCCUUGAACCGUCUGCAUCUGCAUUGCAUGUGACGACUGCAUGGGCCAAAGUCCUGCUUGGUGCAAGGCAACAUUUAACAUUCAACAUAGUUAAUGAGUUACAGAAAUUGUCCUGUGCCACUUUUACCCAAAACAGGUCAGUGAUUACCAAGCUCCCUUUGAGUCUGUUCAUUCAAGAAACCAGUCCAGAGCGCCUUUCAUCUUUUGACCUCAUGUAUUUUGAAGCAACACAUCUAGCAUGGGAUUUGUAUAUUUUGGAAAAUAUAGGCAAAUUUGAAUUAUAUUGUGGAAGGAUAAAAGUUUCUUCUGUCAUUCAUGGUUAACUAUAGUGGCCAGUUGUACUCAUGCACAUGCACACACAUGCAGUUGGGAGUGUCUUUUUUUUUUUUUUUUUUUAAAGCAAAUGAUUGACAGAAGUGCCUACUUUCUAGUAAUUCAGCCUGCAGUUUUGUCUUAAGCUGUUUUAUUUUUCCAUUUCUAUUAUAGGAUAUUUUUUUAUACAUACCAUUUGAUUUUAAGCCAUCUAUUGUGUCCAGGCAGUCAUUUAACUAAACAACAUUCAGCUAUAUGGAUCUGUUCUGAAAUGGAUGCCACUGCACUUUGGGUGCUGAAUUGUGUUUUUAUGGCUAGUUGACUGUGAGUGCAUUUAUCUGUGAUUUUAUGUUUAUUUUAUCAAUAAAAAUACCAAAUUAA
Messenger RNA from Thunnus maccoyii (southern bluefin tuna), 2641 nucleotides. It is a transcript of the gene irf6, whose product is annotated as interferon regulatory factor 6. Bases 279 to 1757 code for a protein of 492 amino acids. Gene Ontology annotation, cellular component: nucleus. Gene Ontology annotation, molecular function: protein binding; DNA-binding transcription factor activity, RNA polymerase II-specific; RNA polymerase II cis-regulatory region sequence-specific DNA binding. Gene Ontology annotation, biological process: immune system process; regulation of transcription by RNA polymerase II. The record is from RefSeq and is a predicted model, not a curated record. The transcript has 8 exons. Lineage: Eukaryota; Metazoa; Chordata; Actinopteri; Scombriformes; Scombridae.